AUGCUACUUAAAUUGCUGACAUCUGACUGUUUGUUGAGACUAUUGAGGCAAUUUAAUGAAGUCAUAGUCCAAAACCUUGGUGCCGUUCCAAUUGACUUCAUGGUCAAUUUCAAUGGCAUGUUGUGCAAGACCAAAAUUAUUGAUGUUACCUCAAAUGUUACUUUUGUGAGACAGUGCCAACCAAACAAAACAAACUCCAACGAAGAGUUUAUAAUGUACACAAAUAGCAGCUCCUCAGUUGCUUACCUUUUUCUGGUUCCGAUUACAUGGCAGCUGCGUUCAAACAGCAAAGUUAUGUUUGAAUUACUACUGGGCACGACUGUGGUGAAUUCGUGGAUUGUUUAUAACAUGGUUUCUGGCACAAAGCUGCGCAUUAUGGAAUUUAGAACACAACUAGCUAAAGAUCUAGUAAUAGAACAAGCGGAAGUCCCAAAGCAGCCAGUUCCAGAGGGAGGCAACACACUUUCGUGA
Molecule: messenger RNA, 471 nt
Organism: Acanthoscelides obtectus
Lineage: Eukaryota; Metazoa; Arthropoda; Insecta; Coleoptera; Chrysomelidae
Source: the annotation of a GenBank genome assembly